Spinacia oleracea (spinach) is the source of this 3647-nucleotide messenger RNA. RefSeq lists its product as uncharacterized. Gene Ontology annotation, molecular function: zinc ion binding. The transcript has 4 exons. The record is from RefSeq and is a predicted model, not a curated record. NCBI's taxonomy places the organism in Eukaryota, Viridiplantae, Streptophyta, Magnoliopsida, Caryophyllales, Amaranthaceae. Bases 251 to 3436 code for a protein of 1061 amino acids.
CGACCAGUUACCUAAAAUCUCCCCUCCUCCUUCCUUCAGUAAUUUCGAACGUGAACCCCUCUCUCCUCUACUUCGGUUUUCAUACUUUCUCUGUAUAACUCCAUGGUCCUCCCAUGAGUAAAAUUUUCUCCUCGUCAUUUUUCGUUUGUCUUCAUUAUUGUGAAGAUUUGACGCAUAAUUAAAGGUGUUGUUGGGUGAAAUUACGACCUUCAAUUAUUAUUGAACGAAUCUGCUGGGUGAACGAAUCUCAAUGAUGGAGGCGGGAAAAUUAAUCACUUUGAAAAUUUGGCAUUCGGGUUCUUUUAAGAAGAAGGGUUCUGUGUUGGAAUUUGUAGGAGGGGGGUAUAAGACAUUUGAAGUUGAUACUGAUGAAAUGUGUUGGUGGUAUUUGGUGGAGUUAGUGGAAAAGUGUGGUAAGGUUUUGAAGGAGGUCGAUCAUGUAUAUUACAUGGAACCUCGUACCACGAGCUAUGAAAAGGGACUGAAGAGGGUGUUCACAGACGCUGAUUGUAGGGUAUUGAUGGAGUAUGCAAAGGAAAUGAGGUGUGUAGAUUGUUAUGUGGUGCCUAGUGUUGAAGUACCUAGAUUUUUACAGUUACUUGUAGUUGGGAUUCACCCAACUCCCUCUCCUGAAGUAGUAAAGAAAUUAACUCCUAAAAGAGCCCCACAAAAUAAUACCAAUAUGAAAGCCCCUCCCUCAAAAAGUGCUCAACUUUCACAAAGUAAUCUGGAUGAGUUGAAUGUGGUUGUUGCACAACAAGAAAAAGAAACAUAUCCAGCUUAUGAACUUGACAAUGAAUAUGAUGCUGAUGAGGAGUAUGAGGUAGAUGACUGCACAUAUGAUGAUAUUGGCGAUGAGUGGAAAGAUGAGUUAGAAGGAAGUUGUGAUGCAUUGGCUGCUCAAGAAAUUGAAGAGGCUUUGGUUGAAGAUGUAAUACAUUCAGAUGGGGACACGGAAGAUGAUGAGUAUAAGGAAUCACGGAAGAAUCUUCGAUCUUGGAAUGCUGAUAUUUUGAAGAUAGCUAGGCAACUUCAGAAUGAUGUUGAAGAUGGGAAGCUUUUAGGUCAGGUUGCAUCUCCACAAGCACAAGCACAAGCACAACCACAACCACAACAAGGUACAACUCACCAAUCUGAUGAUUUAUGUAGUGAGUACGAGGAAAGUGAGGAUGAAAUUCAUACACCGGGCGAGAGUGAGGAUGAUGAUUUCUCUGGUAAAAGGAGGAGAUCUAAGACAGUCGUAGUUAAUGCUAGCACUGAUUUCACUGAGUUGAGGUGGACUGUUGGUAUUAGAUUUCCUAAUAGAGUUGAAUUUAGGGAUUGUGUAGCUAGAUAUGCUAUAGCACAAGGUAGGAAUCUGACGUUUUCUGUUAGUGAUAAAAAUAGACAACAACGGUUAGGUGUGAGGUGCAUCCCUGGUUGUCCAUUUAGAAUGUAUGCAAGUUGGGAAAGUUCAAGGGCAUGUUUUGUGGUGAAAUCUGUUGAUCACCAACACACUUGCACUAGAAACAUGAAGGCAAAUCGACAGUUGAAGACUACUUGGCUAGCUAAACAAUUUCUGGAAAUCUUCAAAUCUCGACCUCAUUGGCCUGCCGCUGAGAUUUGUGAAACAGUGCGGAGAGCAUACAAAGUGCUUGUGAGCAGAUGGUUUGCUUACAGGGUUAAGUACCAUGCUCAUAGAAUGCUUCAUGGCUCAAUGAAGGAGCAUUACACCAAGGUGGGGAGGUACUUAGAAGCUCUUAAACAGUUGAAUCCUAAUACUUACUUUAAACUUGAAACCGAUCCUAAAACAAACUCCCCUACAUUCCAGAGGUUGUUCUGUUGUUUUGAUGGUGUGAAACAAGGGUGGGUUGGUUGUAGGAAGGUUUUAUGUGUGGAUGGUUGCUUUUUGAAAACAUUUCUGGGUGGAAUGCUUCUGUCUGCAGUUGGUCGGGAUGCGAAUGAGCAAAUGUACCCAUUGGCUUGGGCUGUUGUAGAAGGUGAAAAUAAUGACUCUUGGCAAUGGUUUGUUAGUCAUUUGAAGAUAGCAUUAGGAGAAAAUGAUGGGGCAGGAUGGACAAUCAUCUCAGAUGAACAUCAGGGGAUUCUGAAUGCAGUUGCACAAGAGUUGCCCGAAGCAGAGCAUCGACAUUGUGCGAGACAUAUCUUUGCAAAUUGGCAUAAGAACUUCAAGGGAGAUGAAAUGAAGCUAUUGUUCUGGAAAUGUGCAAAGGCAUACAAUGAAGCUGACUACGAUGAUGCAAUUGAAGAAAUGGAGCAAGUUGAUCCGGGGGCAGUUGUGUCGUUCAAAUCGUACCAACCCAAACUGUUCUGCAGGGCCUUUGUCAAGCCUGACACCAAAUGUGAUGUUAUCCUUAGUAACAUGGCUGAAACUUGGAAUGGAUACAUCAUUAAGGCUAGAAACAAGCAUCUGAUAUACAUGCUUGAAGACAUUAGAUCAGCUGUAAUGCAACGGAUGGUUUUGAAGAGGGAAGAAGGUGAAAAGAGGACAUCAGCCAUCUGUCCAAGGGUUCAACAGAAAUUGGAGAAGGAAAAAGAACAUGCAGCAAAUUGUAUGGUUCUUCCCUCGGGCCCGAAUUUAUUCCAAGUGAGCUACUACAUGGAUACAUUGUCUGUUGACUUGGAUGCCAAAAGUUGUACCUGUAAGAAGUGGGAUUUGAGUGGUAUACCAUGUCGUCAUGCGGUGGCCGCCAUAUUUUAUUUGCAUAAUAACGCGGAAGACUAUGUUCAUGGUUGGUAUAAGAGGAACACAUUUCUGAACAUAUAUAGUGGAACAAUUAGUCCAUGUACCGGAGAAAGGCAUUGGCCAAAGGUUGAGUUGCCUCUUGAUCCACCACCGAUCAAAAUUGGUCCUGGGAGACCGAGGAUCAAUAGAAGAAGGGGGCCUCAUGAAGAUCCUAAAAAAUCAGGAAAGUUAACAAAGCAUGGAGUGCAAAUGAGUUGUAGUGUUUGCAGGUCCGUGAACCACAACAAGAGGAGGUGUCCUGAAAAGGAUAAGGUUGUUGAACCCUCUGCAAAAAGACCAAGAGGCAGACCGAGGAAAAAUGGAGAUGCAAGCAACAAUGCAACAACAACAGUACCUACAACUACAACAACAUCAGUAACAAAUGCAGCAACAGCAAUAUCAACUACAACAGCAACAACCUGUAGCAGAGCAACUGCAACAAAUAUUGCUCAUCAUGACGCGACAGCAGAACCGACAAGAACAGGUAGAGGGGGGAGAGUGAUUAGAGGUGGAAGAGGAAGUAGAGGAGGAGGAAGAGACAAUAGAGGAGGAAGAGGCAGUAGAGGAGGGAGAGGAGGGAGAGGGAGUAGAGGAGGAAACUCGGGGAGAGGAAGAGCCAUCGGUGUUGGAGUCAUAGUUGACACUGAUGGAAAUUCUUUCGUUGGAAGCUGCUCCCAAACUUCUUUUGUUGCAACAACACCACCACCGUGAACUUUGCCUCAUAUUCACUUAAUCUAUUUUUAUAUUGACUUUUCUAAGUUAGUCAUAUCUUUAGUCUAGUCGUAUAUUUUGUAAGUCGUACCUUGACUUAAGUUAACUUUGAGGAUGAUAUUUUGGUAACACUUUCAUGAUGGUAGUUUGGAUAAACUUUGAUGAUUGUAAAAGUUCCUAAAAGUUAAUCAUGGUAACCUUUUGUCGUAUA